AGUUGCUCAUAUGGGCCUUGCAGCGGCGCGCGAGAGCAUGAGUAGACGAGAGGGUGCCCGCGCACGCGCUAUUAUUGUUUUGACUGAAAAUGCCGUCGGUUUCGAAAACGGCGGCGAGCGCUUCUCCUCAAACCGAGAAACCAACCCACUAUACAUAUUUGAAGGAGUUCAGGACCGAGCAGUGCCCACUGUUUUUGCAGCACAAAUGCACUCAGCAUAGACCCUUUACGUGUUUCCACUGGCAUUUUCUAAAUCAGCGAAGACGGAGACCCAUACGAAGAAGAGAGGGGACUUUUAAUUAUAGCCCAGAUGUAUAUUGCACGAAGUAUGAUGAAACAACAGGAAUAUGUCCCGAUGGAGACGAUUGCCCUUACUUACACCGGACCACCGGUGACACAGAGCGCAAGUACCAUUUACGCUACUACAAGACCGGCACCUGCAUCCAUGAGACAGAUGCUCGUGGACAUUGUGUGAAGAACGGCCUCCACUGCGCCUUCGCUCAUGGACCACACGACCUUCGCCCACCAGUUUAUGAUAUCAGAGAGAUCCAGGCACAGGAAGCUCUACAGAACGGCCAGUUGGGAUCUGGGGAGGGAAUUCCUGACCUACAGCCGGGUGUGCUGGCCAGCCAGGCCAUGAUUGAGAAGACCUUGAAUGAAGACCCACGCUGGCAAGACACCAAUUUUGUUUUGGCCAACUAUAAAACCGAGCAGUGCACCAAGCCUCCACGUCUAUGCAGGCAGGGCUAUGCCUGUCCCCACUAUCACAACAGCAGAGAUAGGAGAAGAAAUCCCAGAAAGUUCAAAUACAGGUCGACGCCCUGCCCGAGUGUAAAGCAUGGCGAUGAAUGGGGCGAACCCUCCAAGUGUGAGAGUGGGGACAGCUGUCAGUACUGCCACUCUCGCACCGAACAGCAGUUCCACCCAGAGAUUUACAAAUCUACAAAAUGCAACGACAUGAGGCAAACUGGAUACUGUCCAAGGGGUCCAUUCUGUGCUUUUGCACAUGUGGAAAGAAUUCCUUCCACAGAGGAGACUAUGAGCACGCUGCUCACAGCAAUGCAGUCGGGUUCUCAGUCCAAGCUGGGCUCUCUGCAAUAUCCAGAGUGUCCAGUCAGCGAGUGGAGCAGCAACAUGAAUUCCAUCACCAGCAGUGCCAGUAACAACGGCCAGACAGGAAACGUAUCAUGCUCUAAUAGUCCAACUGUAACACCAGGCUCAGGAAGUUCUUUGUCCCCAAUUGGACCCAUCAGCAGGCCAAAAUGCUUUAGUAAUGGUAGCUUUUGUUCAGAGUCCACCACAUCCAGUGUUUCCUCUCCAACGUCUAACUAUCCCAGAGCUCCGGGUUUUGAACGGGAGGAUCAGGCAAAGAACCAGAAGAGCCAGUUUGGGGAAAAUAAUCAAAAGUUAAUGGACCAAGAUAAACAGGCUCAUAGUAAUGUGUUCUCAGUGGUGAACCCUUUAGCGUCCAGCAUAACAUCAAGCAUCACGUCCAGCUUGGCCUCAAGUAUCGGAUCUGACAGUUCGUCACCCACCACUUUAUCAACCAUGAAUGCAAAAGCCACGCCUUUCUAUCCAGGCAGCAAUACUGUGGAGUCAGUAAUAGGAUCUGCACUUGACCUGAAUUUUAGUGACAUCAAUGUUGCCUCCCUUGACAAAGAGCUAGAGGACCAAGACAACAAUGGCCUUGGCUUAACAAGUCAGAGGUUAUUAGGAGGCUCUGCUCCUGUCAAUAUUCCUGGCUCUCUGGCGCGGUCUUCCUCUGUGCAUUCCUCAUCGUCUCUAUCUGCGUCCCCACUCAGCUCUCUGUCUCAAUCCUUGUCCCAGUCUCUCCUCACUGGAAUGGCCUCCCAGCAGAGCCAGUCACAGGCACCACCUAAUAAAACCGAGCACGGCCUUCUGGGAACACCCACAUCUACACAGAACUCCUUAGGUCUGAAUGGCGGAGCAGGGGGAAUAUGGGACUUUAUGAGUGGCAGCUUCUCUCCCAGCCCGUCUCCAGUGUUCAGCAGCCUUACUUCCAGCACGGUCGGCUCCAGCAGUGCAGACAUCGGCCGGCUCCUCCGAGAACUGGAUGAAGCCAAGCGUAAGAUAAAGCAAUGGGAGGAGGCCUGGCACCAAGUCAAACAGGCCUGUGAAGCAUGGCAGAAAGAUGCUCACGAAGCGAAGGAGCAAGCUAAAUCGGCAGAGGCGGAGCGGCAGCUGGCGGAGCAGAAGCGGGAGGACACCGAGCGCAAGCUGAAGGAACUGCAGGUAGACUUUGAAAUUUUGUGUCGCUCCCCCAACACGCCCCUCCUGCGCAGCUACGGCGAGCUGGACCAGCUCCCCCUGCCAAAGCUCCGCUCCAUCCAGAGCCAGCUGCGCACUGACCUAGACCUCAUAGACGGGGUAAUAUAUCAGCUUCAGUCAAAGAAAUGUAUAGUUUGCCAAAAGCAUGAUCGUUCCAUUGUCCUGCAGCCUUGCCAACAUUAUGUACUUUGUCAGAAAUGUGCGUCUAGUAAAAUGGAAUGUCCUUACUGUAAGACGAAAAUAUUGAAGUGGUGAUGUACAGCUAUCCAAGGUACUAUUUAAUGAUUUAGCCCUUUGAAGAACUACUAAUACAUAUUAUUAUAAUUAUUAUUAUUAUGCUUACAGUUUCUAAAUAGCAUUUUUUUGUGUUUCAGUAUUUCAUAUAGUGAUUCAAUUGAUUAGUUUUAUUAGAAUCUAAUAAGUGGUGUUUGACUGAUACAAAUCAAGUAUUUAAAUGCAAUACCUGUUUUGUACAAGCUAGGUUAUCCAUUUUCAUAAAGCAUUAAACUAUUCCCCUUGGUUGUUGCUGUUGGCAUUUAUAGACGAUUGGCCCUGAUUUGACUGUUAACAACAAGAUCAUCGGCCCGACGCCAUUAUUGCUACUAGCUGUGUGAAGAGGAUUCGUUUCUUGAUAAGCACUUUGUUGACUUGGAAAUUUGUCUGAGGGUAUUUUUUUUUUCUUUUAGAAAUUUUUGCUUUAAGCUACUUUGUAGUUUUUUUUUUUUUUGUAAUUAUUAUUAUUUUUUAUUUUCUUAGAUUUAUAUUUUUCCCAAAUAUGCUAAAGUAUGAAGCUUUUGUGUGUACUGUGAAACAUAAUAGAAUAUUUCAUUUUUCUUACUGUUAAAUCAUGGUAUAGUGUAUAUAUCUUGUUAGUUUUCAUAUAAAAUAGUACUAAAUAGUAGUUAUUACUUUCAUUGUUACUUAAAUUUUUCAAUCAAUAAGUGCAAACUUUGAAUGCAUUUUAGGCAUAACCAGCAGCUGUAAUAUCAGUAAGGCACAUACUGUAUGCUAAGGCAUUUAGUAAAUCGAUUUCUCCGUCUUAUAGUGAAUAUUUAGAUACAUUAUGUAGUUGUUAGAUAAGCACAUGUGUUCUGAAGUCCUCAGCGACACAGUAAUUUUGUUUGUUUUUUGGACUUUAGCCUUUCAGAUAUGUUAGAACAUAUAUCUGAUUCCUGGCCACUCCCUCUUAAGUGCCUUGCCUUUAAAACAUUUGAAGCAUCUGUGAAGAGUUUAGGAUUGUAGUAGAAAACCCAUAGCUUGUGCAAAUUUUUUCAAAGUGUGUAUUUUUCAGUAGUACCAGAUUAUCGGCCCAAUUCAGUAGUAAAGUAUUUCCGAGAGACUUCACCCUGGUCGGUGCCUGAGCUCUGAGGUUCAGCUGAAGAAUCGAUCCUUUUCCUUCAAUAACGAUGGUGCUUUUUGGGUGCAGCUUCAUUAUCCUUCGAAAUGUUGAAUCAUCCUUGAUUUAAAUGUGUAGGGAUACUCAAAUCAGGAAAUGUGUGUGUUUCUUUGGUUGCAAAAACUAAACUGGCUUAGUACAUUUCUGUUUAUUGAAAUGUGUAGAAUUGUAGAGCUCUGUAGAGUUUACGGACAGAAAUCAUUGGUGUUUUUCGUAUCCAAAUUCGACAGUGUAAUGUGCUUAGGUAAUCUAAUUGAAAUGACCUGCUACUGUGUUAUCUGAAACAUCUUUUUUUUUUUCUUUUCUUGUUCCUUUCAUAUUUACAGCAAUGAGUUUGUGCGGUAAAUUGUCAGGUACACAAAGGUGCAAGUUUUUCUUUUGAAAUCGGGAUUAACCGUUUACUUCAAAAGGGAUGGUUAUUGAGGAUCUAAUUGUCCAGACCCUCGUAUUUUCUUUCAGCUUCACGAGGCAAAGACAGUGUGUGUGUAUAUAAAUAUAUAAAUGAUUUCUCCUCUGCUUUCUUUCUUGCAUUCGUAUCUUAAUCCACAAUGUAGCUGAUGUUCUUGACAUUUGGACUGAUUCGUCACUGCAUGUGUCAGUGUGUAACUUUUGUUAACCAGCUGAAGCUCUAAAUCACACUGCCAAAUGUGUUUGUGUUGAGCAGACGUAUCCAGUUGUUGGUCAGGCAUCACAGUAUUUUUGUGCUGUGCUUCAAACGCAUUGACUUUGUGCUUAUCUUUUCUAGUCUGAUUAGUGAAGAUGUGUUCCUUUCCGUACGAUGGGUGACAUAGAUAGGUUGAAAUGGAUCAAAGCAGCUCGGGGUAUUGGGAUGUUUCCAACACUCAAGUGUUCAAGAGCUUUGCGGACAUGUCACUUUGUUGAGGGAUUAGUUCCAUUGUUUGGUUACUGGACCAUGACGUAGGGUUUUGUUGAACUAUAAAAUGUGGUUGAAAUAUUUGACAUUUCACACAACGUUUAUUUCUCAAAUAAAGAGUUCUGUCGAAUCAAAUGUGGACUUUACUCAAAUGAACCAAAGUGGUAUUGUAGUUUAUACUUGUUUCAACUCAACUGGUGUACAAUUACUUUGUCAGUUUUUCAAUGUUUAAUUUGACAGGACAACUAUGCCAACUGCUUUUGCUGACAAUAUUAAUGGACUGAUUGCCCAUUUUUGUAGUUUCUACCAAAGACCUUUACUAUUCUUUGUUCUCUCUUCAAUUUUCUAACUGCAUUUUCAUUUUAACAUUCUGAGGAAAUAGUUAGAAAUAUGACCAAAUCUAGUACCUUAUUUACAUAUGUACAUUCAAAAAAUCCUAAUGAAUCACAAAUCUUUAUGAACUGAAUAUAAACAUUUUGAAAACGGUAACAUAGUAUUGAAUUGGCUGUAAUCUACAGUGAAGGAAUGUCAUAGUAAUGAAUGGAUAUUUGUGUUAAUAUUCGUAAGUGGCCAUAUGGAUUAGUGCUCAUUUGAAGUAUAUAUUAUUUCUUUUUAUACUACUAGUAAUUAUUCGUAAAAUCCUGAAAUCAGUUUGUAACAUUAGUUGUUGUGCACUACAUGUAUGCUGUCAGGAAUUUAAAAGUGUACUCGGCCCGUAAGGUGCUUUCUUUAGUUUCCAUUUGACUGGCAUUUGUUUUUCUGUCUGUUUAGUUGGAAUUCUUAAGAAUUUGGAUAUGAAACAAGAAAUCCUCUAACUUAUUUUUUAUUUUAUUAUAUAUUUUUUUUAACCUUGAAGUUUAUUAUUGUAUUCUCAAAUGUUGUCAACCAUGACUGUGUAGAACAUGUUUGAUUGUGAUGUAAAAUGGGUCCCUUGUUCAUGCUAGUUGAAAUGGCUGAGACAGACAGUGGGCUACAUUUAUGAAAACUGUUCAAGUAUCUACAUUUCCUAGCCUUAAACCUCACUUUUUUAUAGUAAUAAAUAAGAAAAUAAUUAACUGUUCAAAAGAAUUAAGAAAAAAAAGAGAAAUAUUUCCAAUCAGUCAUUCUGCUUGAUAAUAUUGUUAAGUCUUGUAAGGAUCGAGCCUCUUUUGAACAAAUGUGUGCCUUUUGAUAAAAACACAUUGAAAGUAUUUUUGAUUGAACAAAUGGAUAAUUCCAUUUUAGGAAAUGAGCAGAGUUUUAGUGCCUUGGGAUAUUUUAAUCUGUAUUUCUCAAUGCACGAGAGUCCUGUCAUAGACUUUUUACAGACCAGUGUACUAAAAUAAUACCUAACUACUCUGGUUUGAGUUUGAGUAAUAAGUUUAUUCUGAUAAAGAACCAUUUAUUGAUGUUGAAAAGUCAGCAUGAUGAUGCAUGUACACAGUGUCUACUGUCAGAGGUGUUUUACAAUGGUAUUCUUUACCAAGAGUGUGUUAAAAGUAGCAGCUUAUCUGAACCGUUCAUGAAGUAUGACAAAAUUAAAGUGGAAUUGUUAUAAAAACUAGUUAUUUUUUGUUUGGGCUUCCAGCUGAUUUUCUGUCAAUUGUUUGCCUAACAGUGAUUUUCUGUACAAAAUCUUACACCCAAAAAGCCCCCUGUCUGCAUCAGCCAUUUUAAUACCAACUGUAAUCUUUAAUAAAAAUGACCAUUUAAUGUUGAUGUAAAACCAGACAUCUGUAAUUAAAGAGGCACCAAGGAAUCUUUUGUUUAGCAAUGUGUAAAUUAACGUAUUGGAAAUUUACCAUAAUGCUCUGGAGUGGAAAUAAUCAUUUCUUUCUUUCUUUUUGCAUUCUUGUGGAUUUUUCUUUUAUUCAUCAUUUGUUUGUUUUUCUUAUUUUGUUCUCUAUCAUUAGUGUGAUUUAUGGAACCUAAGGAUUUAUGCAAUCUUGUAUAUACAUAUUACAUAUGAAACUGGUUAAAUUUAGCAAACUAGCCAGGAGGAAAAUACCUAUUACAAUAGUACACUUUUGUAAGAGGAUAAAAUAAUAUUAAUAAAAGCCAGAAUUUUUGGAACCACUGUUCCCUAUAAUUAAUGUUACGGUUAAUCGAACAUUAAAUCCCUGAAUAUUGAAUGUACCAUUCAAAUUAGAUGUAAAAUGGGUCACUGGAAUACCACAGAGAAAAGUUAAUCUAUAAUGAUGUAGCACUAGUUUUGUUAAUUGCGAUACAUUAUGAAUAAAUUUAUAAGUUAAACACAAUUGCAGUUUUCAAGUUUAUGUAUUUAUCCAUGUAACAAUUUGAUGGAAAUAUGAGAUGUGUUUUUCUCAGGGUUUUACAGGAGAACUGUAGAAUAGAGAGAGGGGUCCAAUUUUCAAAGGAAACUGCAACUCACAGAUUUAUUAGCUCAAAAGUCAAAAUGAGGAAGUCAUUUAUAUUGAAUGGAAGAAACAUAUCCCUUAUUUUGGUACAGUAUGCAUCAAUAUAUAGAACAGCUUAUAUUCUAAUCAGUGUUGAAAUACUAUACAAUUUGCUGUCAAUAUAAUACUUUGUGUAUGUGUUGUCAACACAAGACCUUAAACCAUUUACUGGGAGUUAUGUGUUUAAGUUAUGGAGGCUUCUUUAUGGAAUAGUUGUACGUUUUAAUGGCGUGGAAGGCCAGAGAGGUUUUUCUUCACUAGAAUUACUUAAGAUGGUAUUAUUUAUAAUGCAUAAUCUUUCUCUUGUAGUGUAUCAUUUAAAAUUGUUAACACUUGUCUACACUACAGCAGUUAUGCAAUGGUUUACAGAAUUCAUGGAAUUAUUUUUGUCAUCUUGGGAAUUAAAUAAUUUUUGAUCUUUAA
This is a messenger RNA of Cyprinus carpio (common carp), 7377 nucleotides long. It is a transcript of the gene unkl, whose product is annotated as unk like zinc finger. NCBI's taxonomy places the organism in Eukaryota, Metazoa, Chordata, Actinopteri, Cypriniformes, Cyprinidae. Gene Ontology annotation, molecular function: metal ion binding. The record is from RefSeq and is a predicted model, not a curated record.